Molecule: messenger RNA, 1366 nt
Organism: Erythranthe guttata (spotted monkey flower)
Lineage: Eukaryota; Viridiplantae; Streptophyta; Magnoliopsida; Lamiales; Phrymaceae
Product: ATP synthase protein I-like protein
Source: RefSeq, a predicted model, not a curated record
CCAAAAAUCAGAAUUCACAAUCCUCUUGUGAUAUUUUCAUUUCUCCAUCCACACACACGCAGAGAGAAUCAAUGGCAGCAGUGAAUUGCUGCCUCACAGUGACCUCCGCUUCCGUUCCUUCUUCACAGGAAUCCCCAAAUCCACCACCAUCGCAGCCAAGGCUACCGACGAAGAUCAUACUGCCGGACAAGAAGCCAUUGAAAUGGUCCACCGGCGUUGCUCCAGGUGAUUACGGCGGCCCACCCACCACCACCAAGCUCCGAAAAUACUGGGGCGGUGAUAAGGACCCUCUCGCCACCGACGACUACAUGUGGAACAAAGAUUUCAUGGACCGCAUGAAAAAGCUCAUCCAAGACCCCGAUGAGAAGAACGCCGAAGAACUUCGCUCUGCAUCUGCCAAGGAGAAGCCUUCUGGAUUUCUUAGCUUGAAUAGAGUGAUGAGCCUAGACAAUAUGGAAGUUGACUUGAGUAAACAGCUUACACGAGCCCCGGAAUCGGCAGCUGAACCUCUAAUCGAAGAACAAACUAUUAAGAGCGGUGGUAUAAAAUGGAGACCAGCUCCGACGCGUCGUGAGCUAGAUAAAUGGGAUAGAGCUGCCAAGGCUGCAACUGGAGGCAGUGAUGUCAUGUUUAGGGAAGCAAGACGCCCCAGAGGGGAUCCUGUAGUUUUGGCUGCUGAAUCGAGGGAACAGUAUUAUAAGUUGAAGAAUAAAUUGCAAGCACUCACAGUGAUAAUCGGUGGCGUUGGAGUUGUCUCAGCCUAUUUUACGUAUUCUACGGAAAUUACAUUGAGCUAUUGUGCUGGAUUGGCCGGUUCUUUGGCAUACAUGCGGAUGCUUGGGAACAGUAUCGAUUCCAUGGCAGAUGGAGCAAGAGGGAUUAUCAAGGGUGCAAUUGGGCAGCCAAGGCUAUUGGUCCCUGUUAUGUUGGUGAUGUUGUAUAAUCGAUGGAAUGGGAUUUUAGUUCCAGAAUAUGGAUUGAUGCACCUGGACUUGAUUCCGAUGCUUGUGGGGUUCUUCACAUACAAGAUUGCCACAUUCAUGCAAGCCAUUGAGGAGGCUGUGGAUGUUGUCAGCGGCAAAACCGAAGCUAUUGAGGAGGCUGUGGAUGUUGUUAGCGGCAAAAUCGAAGCUUAAUUAAUUUGACCGACCACCGCCUAAUGCCGCUGUGUUAGUGAAAAAGAUUAUUUAUACGUGUACACAUGAUUCAUUUUCUAUGUAUAAAAUAUGUUGUGAGAUAUUAUUCAAACAACGUUUUCUUCUAACAUGUAAGGUUUAUUUGAGAACACUACUUAUAAAGAUCUUGUUGUCGGUAUACUUCUGUUGCGAGAUGAAGCAGUGUUUUCUGGUUCAACCGGGAACCGUUU